AUGGUUUCAUUCAAGUUGAAACAGUUGAAUAGCCUGGCUGUUUUAGCCUCGAGCCUCUUUCUUUCUACCGCCUUUGCGCUGACAAAAGAUCAAAUUGCGUUGCAACAUGCUGUCUACAAAGCACAAGGGUAUCAUAUCUUGCAGAAUCAAAACGUAGAAGGAUACUCUGUCAGAAUAAAACAGCCUCAAUCAUGUGAAGAAGGUGUACAAUACUCGGGCUACAUUGAUAAACAUGACACGAAUGAUCAUUUCUUUUUCUAUUUCUUUGAAUCAAGAACGGAUCCAGAAAAUGACCCUACUGUUCUAUGGCUCAAUGGUGGUCCUGGCUGUUCAUCGAUGAUGGGUUUAUGGAUGGAGUUGGGUCCCUGUCAAGUGAAUGAAUUUGGUAAUGGUACUAUACGAAAUCCUUAUAGCUGGAAUACGGCUGCCAAUGUCAUCUUUUUAGAUCAGCCAGUGAAUGUAGGCUAUAGUUACGGCGAUUCCAAGAUCCGUGAUACGAGUGAGUCCGCACGUGAUGUCUACGCAUUUUUACAGCUCUUCUUUUCAGAAUAUACGAAAUACGCUACGAGUCCUUUCCAUUUGGCAGGCGAGUCUUAUGCCGGUCAUUAUUUACCUGCUAUUUCAGCAGAAAUCAUUAAAAGAAACCAAGAGAUAGAGGAGAAGGGUACUGAUGCACAUGGAUUAUCUGUUAUGAUUGGGAAUGGAUGGACCAACCCACAAAUUCAAUUCCGCGAAUAUGCCGCGUACGGCUGCACCAACAAAGACAUUUCGGACAAGCCCAGCAGUGAGUACAGACCGUUCUUGAACCAAACGGUGUGUGCUGCUAUGAACAAUACGUAUCCACGCUGUCAAUCGCUGAUGGAUACUUGCUACCGCAAUCCCAGUCCUUCCACAUGCGUGCCUGCGGAUAUGUUUUGCGAACAAUCUCAAACAGGGGCAUUUGAUGCGACGGGAUUGAAUCCUUACGACAUACGUCGAGCCUGUGAGGGUACCAGUGGACUGUGUUACGAUCAAAUUGCUUUGAUUGAGCAGUAUGCCAAUUUACAAGAGGUCAAGGAGAAUUUGGGUGUCGAUAAGAGCAUUGUUCAAUACGAAAGCUGUAGUGACGCAGUAGGUUACCGAUUUUUCCAAGCAGGUGACAAUGCUCAUGAUUACACCCAAGAUAUUGCAUUGACGUUGGCAUCCGGCGUACGUGUAUUGAUUUAUGUCGGUGAUAUGGAUUGGAUCUGUAACUGGAUGGGUAAUUUGGCCUGGACUUUGGAAAUGGAGUGGUCUGGUAAAGAAGAGUACAAUCAAGCUCCUUUUGAGAGCUGGUACAGUGAUUUUACCGCUACGCAAGCCGGCGAGUCAAAAACAGCCAAUAAUCUGACGUUCUUGAAGAUAUUUGAUGCUGGACAUAUGGUACCGUUUGAUCAGCCCAAGAAUGCUCUAGACUUUGUCAACAAAUGGCUCAAUGGCUUCUCAUUAGUAAACUAA
This is a messenger RNA of Mycotypha africana, 1476 nucleotides long. RefSeq names its product Alpha/Beta hydrolase protein. Gene Ontology annotation, cellular component: fungal-type vacuole. The transcript has 7 exons. Bases 1 to 1476 code for a protein of 491 amino acids. Gene Ontology annotation, molecular function: serine-type carboxypeptidase activity. Lineage: Eukaryota; Fungi; Mucoromycota; Mucoromycetes; Mucorales; Mycotyphaceae. The record is from RefSeq and is a predicted model, not a curated record. Gene Ontology annotation, biological process: proteolysis.